AUAUUCCAUUUCUAAAUGCUGCACACUGUUCCUUUAAAACUGUAAUCACUGCUGUGGUUCUGUAGUUAAAGUUGUCACAACACAAGCAGUCUGGCUUCUGUCACAGUCAUCUGAGGAAUAAAUAGUCCACAUUGCUCCUGCCCAGACUCUGGCAUCUUCAGCUGUCUCGUUCCAGCGGGGCUCAGCCUCUAAACAACACUGAUACUCUGCUCAGAUGGAAAACAGAGCGAGUUGCACCAACAAGGGGAAAGAUGCAGAUCAUGAGCCCAGAGGAGGAGCCAGAGUAUCAGACACCGCCCACCUGCGAUCUGCUCAGCCUUCUGCUGAAGAACAGACGCCCCACCGGAGCUGUCAACGAGGUUUGGCCCAACCUCUACAUCGGAGACGCGGCUACAGCUCAGCGUAAAACCCUGUUAGUGGAUCUGGGAAUAACACAUGUGGUGAAUGCUGCAGAUGGCCCUGAGCACAUUGACACCGGGCCACGUUUCUACAAAGACACCAGCAUACAGUAUCACGGAGUGGAAGCACCAGACUGUAAAGAUUUUGACUUGAGCCCAUUCUUCACUGAGACGGCUGAUUUCAUUCACGGUGCCCUGAGUCAGAAAGGUAAAGUGCUCGUCCACUGUGCACGAGGAAUCAGCCGCUCAGCGGCUCUAGCACUAGCCUUCCUCAUGAUCAGAGAGAGACUCACCCUCGUAGAGGCUGUGGAGGCCAUUCGAAGGCACAGAAACAUUCUUCCAAAUGUUGGAUUCCUGAAUCAGCUCUGUCACUUGGACUCAUCCUUGGCUCUGCAGAGGAAAACAAUACAACAUCAAAUGCCAGAGAAAUAAAGCAUUGGGAAAGAAUUAUCUCCAACUAGGAUCUUUUGAUCUGUUUAAUACAAAUCACAUAUUCUUUACAUUGCAGAUAAACAUGGCUGCUUUAUUUAA
Sebastes umbrosus (honeycomb rockfish) is the source of this 929-nucleotide messenger RNA. RefSeq names its product dual specificity phosphatase DUPD1-like. Lineage: Eukaryota; Metazoa; Chordata; Actinopteri; Perciformes; Sebastidae. Bases 252 to 830 code for a protein of 192 amino acids. Gene Ontology annotation, biological process: negative regulation of MAPK cascade; protein dephosphorylation. The transcript is spliced from 4 exons. Gene Ontology annotation, cellular component: cytoplasm. The record is from RefSeq and is a predicted model, not a curated record. Gene Ontology annotation, molecular function: protein tyrosine/serine/threonine phosphatase activity; MAP kinase phosphatase activity.